Molecule: messenger RNA, 1536 nt
Organism: Malassezia vespertilionis
Lineage: Eukaryota; Fungi; Basidiomycota; Malasseziomycetes; Malasseziales; Malasseziaceae
Exons: 1
Coding region: 1-1536 (511 amino acids)
Source: RefSeq, a predicted model, not a curated record
AUGCGUGGCGCUCCAGAUCAUGGAGGCCCUGAGUACUAUCCCUAUCCCCCCGGCGGUGCAGAGCCGCCGAUGCAUCUGUACCGCGACUAUGCACCGCCGCGCGGUAUGCCUGCUCCCGGAGGCGAGCCAGGGAUGUACCCACCUAUGCACGAGCGGCCAAUGAUGCAUCCAAACUCGCCUCCGCGCCAGUUUCCACCUGGCCCGAUGCGUUACGCCCACGCCCAGGAACCGAUGGAGCCGAUGGACUAUAUGCCGAUGCACCCUGGCGGCCCUCCCAUGCUCUCUGCGCGCGGCAGGCCGCCGCCAUUGCGCGAGGAUAUGCGCGCACAGAUGAUGUCGCCACUUCCCGAGCCGAUGCCCAUGCCAGUGCCCGUAGAUAUGCCGCGCGCGCCGAUGCGAGAACGCGUUUCCAGGCAUGCACCCAUACCCCCCGCCCCUCUUUCCCCCCCCCGCGCAGGCACUGCCAAUCUCGGCGCGCCGCCCAUUGCGUACGGCGCGCCCGAUGCGCCAUCCGCCAGCAAACGCGAUCGGAAACGCAAAGAGGUGCUGGAAAAAAUCGAGCGGAUGCACUGGGAAGGCAUGGAGAACAGGGAUGCGGCCUACCACGAGCAGUACAUGUCGCUCUCGUCGACCUACCAUGCGCUUCUCAUGCAGCCAAGCAUGGUGCGUGAGUAUACCAUUCAGCUCGCGGACAGCGGUCUGCAGCGGAACGAAACAAUUCGUGCUAUUGAGCUGUACCAUGUAUUCCUCAUGGAGCGCAGCCAGCAUACCAACGCAAUGGAGCGCCAGAAAGUCGAGGACGAGGCGCGAAUAGCGAAGCGCAAUGCGCGCGAAAAGCUGCUGCAUGUAAUCGAAAACAGGAAGCAGCGCCUCAGAGAGGAGAAGGAUGGCGGCGAGUUUGCCGCUGAUUUCCUGCUCGACCCCUCGCUUCGACAGCAGUCCACACGUCAGCUGCGCAACAAAGGCCCCGGUGCAGCGUCUACGCGCCCGAUUCGCCACGCACUGCACGAGGAGGACGAGGUGCCGACCACGGGCGUGCAUGGAAUUGUGCUUGCCGUCGCGCAGUUGCUUGGAUGGCCCGAGCAGGAAGCCGCCAUGGCAAUUGCCGCCGCGGCAAAUACGAAUAGCCUCGAUGAGCACGAGCAUGAUGCACUGCUCGUCGCGUGUGUCGGUCCCGAGGACCAGACGAUGCGGUUGUCGCUGAUGGAAACGUUUGGAUCCCAAGCGUCGCUCCUCUCCGGCGUCAAUCUGACCAUGCAAGCCGCCGCUGCGGCUGCCAACGCUUCCAAGAACAAGAAAAAGGGGGCGCAGAAGCCGACGGCGCAAGUUUUUGCUGCUGACCGUGCUGUCGAUGACGACGAUGCAACGACUGGCACCGGUGUGAAUGUAACGAGUACGUUUAUCCCUAGUGGCAGCGGCCGCCUCCGGUGGGAUACAGCCAAGUGCCUGAGUCAGCUCACGGGCGCGAAAGAUUUCGAGGUGGAGUCGGACCUAAUCAACAUUCACAAGAUCGGCACAAAGCGCCGGCGCAGGUAG